GCUUUGCAGAUUUAACUUAUUUUUCCUUAUUUUUUUUAGUUUUAACUUUAUUUGGUUGGUUUGUCUUUUUUUGCUAUAUUUAUAAUAAUGCUUGUUAGUGAUAAACUUCCAGCUAAGAGUCCGGCCCUGAUUGUAGAUAGUAAUGGACACGUACAAUUUAAAAAGGACAAAAAGUUUCCUUUAACUAAGUCAAAGCUACAAAGUUUGAUGCAAGCCGAACGUAAAAAUUCAAGUCAUUCAGCUCCUUCUUCUACUUGGCCUAAAAAAAAAAAAAAUAUUCGAAAUGACAAAAGAGUUAUUUUUCAGUUAUUAAAUAUUCCAACCAAACGUUCUGUUCUUUCACGAAUUCGCGAAUCUGAUAAGUUGGAUGACUCGGGGGACAUCCUCUCCCGUCUUUCAAAGGAUUUAUCCCUUGAGGAUGAUGAUACUUUUGAGGACCAUAAAAGUAUUAAAUCGAGAAUUUCUUAUAGUGUUAAAGAAAAUAAAAGCGAAGAUAAGUGGUGGUUUCAGCACGACGUCCGCACUUCUUCUGAGCAGUUUAAGGAAAAUCGGCCUGAGGAAGCAGAUCAUAAAAACAAAGCAAGUAUAUUUGGCCGACUUACUCGAUGAGAGAAGGUUUAUUAGUAACAGGGUUCUUUUUGGAGCAUUUGGUUUAUAAAGAAUUUUGGAUUUUACCAGUUUAAGGCGUUUAUAUAUUCGUAUAUUACUACUAAUAAAGUUAUAUUUUUUA
Molecule: messenger RNA, 730 nt
Organism: Zophobas morio
Lineage: Eukaryota; Metazoa; Arthropoda; Insecta; Coleoptera; Tenebrionidae
Exons: 7
Coding region: 88-609 (173 amino acids)
Source: RefSeq, a predicted model, not a curated record